Messenger RNA from Epinephelus lanceolatus (giant grouper), 2598 nucleotides. It is a transcript of the gene rnf13, whose product is annotated as ring finger protein 13. The record is from RefSeq and is a predicted model, not a curated record. Lineage: Eukaryota; Metazoa; Chordata; Actinopteri; Perciformes; Serranidae. Gene Ontology annotation, molecular function: zinc ion binding.
UGCGGAAGUGUGCGCUCUCACAUGAAAGAAGAAGCUAGCGGACGGGAUUAAACGGUAACGUUUAUGUUCAUAUUCUCUGAGCAAGCGUUCAAACAGGAUGAAGUCCAGCCAAAAUCUGCGCUGCUGUACAUGUUCCUUGGCACAAUGCACAGUGAAGGAGAGCGUUGUCACCGCCAGCUGCUAAAUUCCCGGACGAUAUAAACCUCCAGGCAGCUAUAAAGGUGUGUCGACAACAGACGGUGUACAGCAGCUCCACUGCAGGCCAGUGUGCGUGGUCAUUUGUGUGUGUGUUUAUGGUCGUGUAUGUUAAUGAGUGAGUGGCACAGCAGCUGGGGGUUGUAACGUGAUGCCAAGAUGCUGCUGUCCCUGGGAAUGCUGAUGCUGUCGGCCACGCAGAUUUACACCAUCUUCACUGUUCAGCUCUUUGCCUUCCUCAACCUGCUGCCCGUGGAGGCUGACAUUGCCGCAUACUCAUUCGACAACAAAACAGAGGCCUUCGAGGACCUGCCUGCACGGUUUGGUUAUCGGCUACCCAGCGAUGGACUGAAGGGCUUCCUGAUUGGGGCACGGCCAGAAAAUGCCUGCGAGCCCAUCGAGCCCCCUCCGAGGGACAACCUGACGGGCGCUUUCAUCGUCCUCAUCAAGCGCUUCGACUGCAACUUUGACAUCAAGGUCCUCAAUGCCCAGAAAGCCGGGUACAAGGCAGCCAUUGUUCACAAUGUGGACUCCAAUGACUUAAUCAGCAUGGGAUCCAAUGAUUUGGAUGUCAUGAAGCAGAUAGAUAUCCCCUCUGUGUUUGUGAGCGAGGAAACUGCCAACUCUCUGAAAGAAGACUUCACGUAUGACAAGGGGGGACACGUGGUCCUCAUGCCAGACUUCAGCCUGCCGCUGGAAUACUACCUGAUCCCCUUCCUCAUCAUCGUGGGAAUCUGCCUCAUCCUCAUUGUUGUUUUCAUGAUUACAAAGUUUGUUCAGGAUCGACACCGGGCUCGGAGGAGCCGUCUGCGCAAAGAUCAGCUGAAGAAACUUCCCAUCCACAAGUACAAGAAAGGGGACAACUAUGAUGUGUGCGCCAUCUGCCUGGACGAAUAUGAAGAAGGUGACAAACUCCGAGUCCUUCCGUGUUCUCAUGCCUACCACAGUAAGUGUGUGGACCCCUGGCUGACCAAAACUAAGAAGACCUGUCCGGUGUGCAAGCAGAAAGUGGUACCCUCGCACGGCGACUCCGACUCCGACUCGGAUGAAGGGGAGAGCGGCCCCGACGAGAACGAGGAGGCGUCGGAGAGCACCCCACUGCUGCGCUCCCUGGCCUCCACCAGCGCCCACUCCUUUGGCACCAUGUCAGGAGCGUCGCGCUCGGAGCAGGACCAGGAGUCCUCCGACUACGAGGACGACGAGCUGGACAGCAGCGACAGCGAGGAGGAGGUCACCGUGGAGACUGUGGUGGUGCAGAUGCAGCAGCCCUGCUCUGAAGGCCACGAGCACGACCUGCCCCGAGCUUGACUUGACUGCCGGCUGGUCGCUGAAUCCCCGCCCUCCCCGACCUCACAGCUGCAGAGACUUUCGUUGGGGGAGGCGGGGGGGGUCACGAAAACAGAUUCAUCUUUAAAGUUUUUCUGUCACUGCUUACAAGACGUUGUAAUGUAUCCUCUUUACAAGUUAAAAAACAAAUUUUAAGUUUUAUUUUUAACAUGAUUUAUGGAGAAAGUGCUGAUUUCCAACUGUGUGACAGAGCGUCAGUAGCAUAUCUUGGGGGUCGACGGCUGAUUUGACUGGAUUAGCGACAGUGACGUACAGUAGGCUUUUAUACUGUACUCUAUUUAGUCCUAAUAAAAGGAUGAUACAUGACUGGAAAAGUCCCAGACACAAGAUCACACUUGUUCAGUGAAAGUACUGUGUAUAUAUAAAAGUAUAAAUCACAAUAAGUUACUUCUUCUUUACCUUUGAUUAUCUCCUAUCCUACAUGUUCCAGACGACGAGGACGUUUCAUGACUGUACAUACAUGUCUGCGCUACACUGACACUCCUAUGCAGCACCCUUUUUGUAAAAAUGAAAGUAACAUUCAGCAAGUAUAGAAACAUUUAAAGCCACAGCAAUAUGGUUUUGCCAAUUUAUUUUCUAGCCUGAUGUACGCAGGAGCCUAGGUGCUCCUGUCUGUGUCUUGUGCCAUGGUUUAUCUGUUACAACGGUUCACACUAAGACAAACUGAAGCCAAACCAGUUUGAGAAACAAAUUCGAAAGUGAAGAAUGUGCUCUACAUGUGACGCCACGUUAAAAGCGUGGAGGGACACUCGAGUGGAAACGAUGUCCACGUUGCCUGUGGUAAACUUCUUUCAGCUGCUCCGGACCUGUCACUCCAUUUAACACAUGCAGUUAUUGGUUGAUGGGUCUUGUAAUACACAUUUAACUGACCUUAUCUCGUUUUAAUACAGUUUAUAGUAAAUAAUCUUUUGUUUUCAUAACAUGGCUUGAUUUUUUUUUUGUUCAUUAAACCUGUUGCCUUUUUCAGUUGAUGUAUUUUGUCUUGUUUGUGUUUUCCUGCUCAUGUAUGUCUCUUCUCAAUAUGAAUUCACUUCAAUAAAAUGAAAUGACACUUGA